Messenger RNA from Drosophila ficusphila, 1433 nucleotides. It is a transcript of the gene IFT57, whose product is annotated as intraflagellar transport protein 57 homolog. The coding region runs from base 53 to 1264 and encodes 403 amino acids. The record is from RefSeq and is a predicted model, not a curated record. Lineage: Eukaryota; Metazoa; Arthropoda; Insecta; Diptera; Drosophilidae. Gene Ontology annotation, cellular component: intraciliary transport particle B; centrosome; Golgi apparatus. The transcript is spliced from 3 exons. Gene Ontology annotation, biological process: intraciliary transport; non-motile cilium assembly.
ACAGCUUGUCUUUUGGUAACAAAGUUAUAUUCAAUAAUAAAAAAGAAAUAAAAUGCAGCAAGACGAUGGACAGGAGAAAGCACAACAACUGCAAAAUUUUCAAUCGGAUGACCUGCUGGAAAAACUGAAAUUACUCAAUUACGAGAAGCACUUGCUGAAGGAAUUCAAACUGAAGCCGUUGUCGCGUUUCUACUUUGUGAAGGCCACCAAUCCCGGGGAGCAGUUCUACAUGUUCACCCUGAUCUGCUGGUGGCUGUGCAAAAAGCUUGGCAAGGACAUGGACCAGCCGCAGGAGUACGAUGAUCCCAACACCGUGACAGCCAAAAUCAUUCAAUUGCUUGGGGAGAUUGAUGUCCCAGUGGACUUUCCCCCCAACAAACUGAUCCGCGGAGCUGGACCCAUUUGCCUGAUGGUCCUGGACGUCCUUUCCACGCAAGCCUGCAAGGUGGCCAAGGUGGGCUACCAGAAGCUGCACAUCGCGCAGGAGGAGGAGUUCCUGGGCGACUACCUCGAGGACAAUGCCGAGAUUAUACUGGAGAAGCUGGAGGACGAGCAGAACGCAGCCGCCUUGAGCGAUGAUAGCGACAUGGAGCUGGAGGCGCACAACUUCCGGCAGCUCAACUGGCUGAAUCGACCCCAAAAGAAGUCACUGGGUGAUGUGAACCUCGACGAGCGCAGUCAGGAGCUCGAUGCCAGGAUGAGCGAUCACCAGGAGUGGCACUUGGAGCUGGAGCGGGUGCUGCCCCAACUGAAGGUGUUCGUCAAGGCGGAUGCCCGCGACUGGAGGACCCACAUCACCCAGAUGGAGGCGCUGGAGGCCAGUAUAGCGGAGACAUCGGAAACCACCGAGGCCCAGCUGAAGAAGCUCCACAGCGAGUUCACCUUCAGCCUGGAGAAGAUCGAGAGUCGCGAGAAGCACCUGAACAACGAGCUCCAGCCGCUCAUCCAGCAGUUCAAGGAGCUGUCCAUCGAGCUGUCCGCCAUCCAGUACGCCCAAAGCCAACUGCAGGCGGACACCGAGAAGCAGACGGCGCAGCUCAACGAGGUCCUGAUGGAGCAGGAGCUCAAGAAGGAGGAAAUGGAGCGACGAGGCCAGGUCAUGUCCGAUGGCAGUUCGGUGCAGCAAAUCAGGAAAUCGAUCGCCAAGCUGAAGGAGGACAUCGCGCAACUGAAUCUGGAGGUGGCCCUGCUGGUGCAUGCCCACGACCAGGACAUCGUGGUGCGGCAGUUGCACCAAACCGCCGAGCUGGCAAACAGCCCGUAAAAUCCGCCCAGAGAUAACGAACUACUUAGCAUGCCAGCCGAGUCCAGCCCGAUCUUUUCACACCUCGCGAAUGGGAGUGCGGUUGCUUCGUUUGCACUGGUUCCCGAGAGAUAAAUACUCGGAGGAAUAGUACACUGGCAGGAAUAAUGUUUCAGUUUAUUGUUCUGGA